Suillus bovinus is the source of this 1485-nucleotide messenger RNA. Its product is annotated as S-adenosyl-L-methionine-dependent methyltransferase. Gene Ontology annotation, molecular function: O-methyltransferase activity. The transcript has 12 exons. Lineage: Eukaryota; Fungi; Basidiomycota; Agaricomycetes; Boletales; Suillaceae. The record is from RefSeq and is a predicted model, not a curated record. The annotation marks the transcript as partial.
AUGUCUUCCACUCCCCAUUCCUCCCAAUGUUCAUCACCAGCAUUUCCAGAUUCCCCUGAGCCAGUCUCAGUCCCCGCCACACCCUUAUCUUCUACCUUUAGCACCCAGACCUCUUCCUAUGGCACUCCACUCUCACCAUUGUCCAACCUUCAGUACGACUAUCCUUCCCCAUCUCUUCCAUAUACAUCGUCAUCACCAGCGGAGAAACUCGCUGCCUGCCCAGCCGCGAGUGCCGCAGCCACAAGGAUUGUUGCUGCUGCUGCCCAAAUUACAAGCAUCGUACAGAAGCCGUUUCUGUUCAUGUCCGACGCAAGCAUGGUGUACACCCUUCCAGCAUGCUUGCGUCUUAUCGAACAUCUACACGUCGUCGAAAUUCUUCGCGAUGCAGAGGACGAACGCCAACGUCUCCUUUUUGAACUCCGUAUUAUUGCGGAGCUCCACAAAUCGGCUAACAGCUCCUCGGCCUUAGCCCAUCCCCUCCGUUUGCUUUCGACGCAUCACAUUCUACGUGAAACGGCUCCAGACACCUUCGCACUAACGCGCGUCGCAAGCCUGCUCGACAGCGGUAAGAGUGUGGCGGAUGUCUUUGCAAAUCCCGAGAAAAAAUACGAAGACACUACUGGCAUCGCCGCUUUCGUCGGAAUGUGCACUGAUGAGCUGUUCAAGUCAGCUGCCUACCUUACGGAGGCGUUUACAGGUGUUCAACUUCCUUUAGCCCCUCCAGGAAGCCCCCUUCCAGCAUUUAAUCUCGCAUUCAACACGCCUGUGCCAUUUUUCGAGUGUGGUCGUGAACCGGGUAAGUCUUUCCGCCUUGAGCGGUUCUCGCAGGCGAUGAUUGGUACGAGUGGGUGGGAGGCACCUGGAGCUAUUCUGACUGCUUUCGACUGGCUUUCCCUCCCACGAGGUUCGACGAUAGUAGACGUCGGAGGAGGAAUCGGGAGCACGACCAUGAUCCUUGCGCGGGCGUUUGGAGGGAGCCUAAAACCGCGGGGAAGCUUCUGCUUCAUUGUCCAAGACCGUCCAGUUGUCAUCGGACUCGGACUCGAUGCAUGGCGUGCGCAGUGUCCAGAAAUGCUGGAGAGUGGACAGGUGACAUUUUAUGUCUACAUACUCCGUGUUGUCCUGCAUGACUGGCCUGACGCCCGUGCACGCCAUGUGCUGCUCAACCUGCGGCUUGCAAGCAGUCCAGAGACGAGGCUUAUCAUUGCGGAUCAUGUCCUCCCAUUAGCAUGCUGGACGCUCGAUUCUGUUCUAGCGCACCUCGAGGGUGCGCAUGGCACUCUAGCACCCGCGCCCCUGCUUCCCAACUUGGGAAAAGCAAGUGCAACCCCCUUUUCCAUGGACAUCGUGAUGCACAUAACUUUCAAUGGCAAGGAGCGCACGCUACGGGAGCUUUGUGCAUUGGCUCUGUCAUCUGGCUGGCGUAUUGCACGUGUGACAUACUCAAAAGGUUCCCAUUUCGGGCAUCUUGUUUGCGAGCCUGUA